Messenger RNA from Sclerotinia borealis F-4128, 558 nucleotides. The record is from the annotation of a GenBank genome assembly. Lineage: Eukaryota; Fungi; Ascomycota; Leotiomycetes; Helotiales; Sclerotiniaceae.
AUGAAGGCUAUCACAUCCACCUUCGCGUCCAUCCUAUGUGCUCUUUGUUUCUCGACCUCCUCGACGACCAUGAAUAUGGAGGACCCCAUCGAGAUGGUCUCACUUUCACGUCGCGGCCCGAACCCCUCGACGACCGCAGAAACGGAGGAACCCAUCGAGAUGGUUUCACUUCCCCUUCGCGGCCCGACCCCUUCGACCACUCCCUCGACCACCCUCUCGACGACUGCGGAAACGACGAACCGCAACGAGAGGUCUUCACCCUAUGUGGGCUUCCGGACCGAGGACGUAAAGAGACUCAAGAAAAACACGGCGUCAUCCGGUUUAGAGGUCACUAGAGGCAUCAAAAGGAAACUCAGAUGGGCUCACAAAAGACCUGAGAGGACAUGGACGAGCGAGAAUUCCUUGGAAAAGGCGGCAGGGCACUGGGAAAAGUCCAGGGCAAGAGAAAGAGACAGGGAGGCGAUAAAGAGGCAGGGGUUCGUGCGAAAGGAACUUGGGCAGCGCCUCUUCAUGAUGGAAAAGGCGAGGGCGGCUAAGGAGCAGAGGAAGCCGGGAUAA